Molecule: messenger RNA, 1606 nt
Organism: Menidia menidia (Atlantic silverside)
Lineage: Eukaryota; Metazoa; Chordata; Actinopteri; Atheriniformes; Atherinopsidae
Source: the annotation of a GenBank genome assembly
UCAGAUAGAGAGAGACACAGCCAACAACCAGGUACAGUUAGUGAAAAUGGCUGAGAAAGUUAAACUUUUCGAGAAUUAUUUGCGCUGCCAUGUGUGUUCAGAGACUUUUGUUGAUCCAGUCGUGAGAUGUGGAGACAUAGAGCAGGAUCUUCCUGAAAACCCAGAGAGAAACACUAAGUACAGCACUGUGUUUGGCUCUGAGGGCUUCAGCUCAGGGACACACAGCUGGGAGGUGGAGGUGGGAGAUCAUCCACGCUGGAAUGUGGGUUUGGUUAAAGAGUCAGUUAACAGGAAGGGAGAAUGUUUGGCUUCACCAAAAUAUGGAAUCUGGUGUUUAUGGCAUGGUGAUGGAAAAUAUAAGAAUAGUGUUGGUGAGUCUGUGACAGUGAAGAAGAGUCUCCAGAGGAUCAGAGUCCAGCUGGACUAUGACAUGGGGGAGGUGUCCUUCUACAACUCUGAAGACAUGACUCCCAUCUGCACUCACAGAGACACUUUCACUGAAAAACUCUUCCCUUUUUUCAAUCUAAAGACGCCAAAACCUCUGAUAUCAAAAUCUGUUAAAUUGUUGGGCUUCAGCUCAGGGACACACAGCUGGGAGGUGGAGGUGGGAAAUCAUCCUCGCUGGAAUGUGGGUUUGGUUAAAGAGUCAGUUAACAGGAAGGGAGAGCUGGACUCUUUACCAGAAUAUGGAAUCUGGUGUUUAUUGCAUGGUGAUGGAGAAUAUGCCGAUGGUGCUGGUGAGACUGUGACAGUGAAGAAGAGUCUCCAGAGGAUCAGAGUCCAGCUGGACUAUGACAUGGGGGAGGUGUCCUUCUACAACUCUGAAGACAUGACUCCCAUCUACACUCACAGAGACACUUUCACUGAAAAACUCUUCCCUCAUUUUGAACUGGACUAUGACAUGGGGGAGGUGUCCUUCUACAACUCUGAAGACAUGAUUCCCAUCUGCACUCACAGAGACACUUUCACUGAGAAACUCUUUCCUUUUUUCAGUGUUGGUCCAGCUGGAGACGCUAAAACCUCUGAUAUCAAGAUCUGUGACUUUUUUCUUCCAGCUAAAGAGUCAGCCAGUUCCUUCAGUGAAAAAUUCACUGGUGGAAAGUCCUUUGAGGAUCUUCUUUUACAAAUAGGACAGUUCUUGUUCUUAAACUUCUGCAGGCAGCUUGAACAGAAGCUGUGGCUGCAGCUCAGAGACACUGGAUCUCCGAAAUUAGUGAAAAUGGCUGAGAAAGAUAAACUUUUAGAGAAUUAUCUGAGCUGCUAUCUGUGUUCAGAGACUUUCAGAGAUCCAGUGUCUCUGAGCUGCAGCCACAGCUUCUGUUCAAGCUGCCUGCAGAAGUUCUGGGAACAAACUAAGAACAAGAACUGUCCUAUUUGUAAAAGAAGAUCCUCAAAUGACUGUCCAAAAGUGAACUUUUCACUAAAGGAACUGGCUGACUCUUUAGCUGGAAGAAAUAAAUCACCUGAGGGUGAAAACAGAGAAAAGAGGGAAAACGUGUCCACGGUGGUUUGUGACAAACACCCUGAGAACUUCUGCAGGCAGCUUGAACAGAAGCUGUGGCUGCAGCUCAGAGACACUGGAUCUCUGAAAGUCUCUGAACACAGA